Molecule: messenger RNA, 4099 nt
Organism: Manis javanica (Malayan pangolin)
Lineage: Eukaryota; Metazoa; Chordata; Mammalia; Pholidota; Manidae
Gene: RBFOX1
Product: RNA binding fox-1 homolog 1
Biological process (GO): nervous system development; regulation of alternative mRNA splicing, via spliceosome
Cellular component (GO): nucleus; cytoplasm
Molecular function (GO): mRNA binding
Source: RefSeq, a predicted model, not a curated record
GCAGCUGCUGUGUCUCUUCGGCGUCUGGGAAGAAAACUUUCACAUUCAGAGUUGCUGACUGGAUUUUCUUUCUUUCCGCUCCCCGCCUUGAUGAGCGCUUGGCCCCUGACAGAAGUGAUUCGCCUCUCAGCUUUGUAGUUCGGAAGAAGUUGGGUCUAUAGAUUUUUUUUUCCCCUCGCUCUCCAUUGAUGUGUUGAGCUUCCGAGGGAAUACUCUCUCCACGUAAAGCAUGUUGCCUUCUCCAGGAGUCCUCCUGUAUCCCUGUGGAGCGCCUAUGAUCGUUCCAGCAGCCCCCUACUUCCCCGGACUGAUCCAGGGUAAUCAGGAAGCAGCCGCUGCCCCUGACACAAUGGCUCAGCCUUAUGCUUCGGCCCAGUUUGCACCCCCUCAGAACGGCAUCCCCGCGGAAUACACGGCCCCUCACCCCCACCCCGCGCCAGAGUACACGGGCCAGACCACCGUCCCCGAGCACACGUUAAACCUGUACCCUCCCGCGCAGUCGCACUCGGAGCAGAGCGCAGCGGACACGAACGCACAGACCGUCUCGGGCACCGCCACACAGACAGAUGACGCGGCGCCGACGGAUGGUCAGCCCCAGACACAACCUUCUGAAAACACGGAAAACAAGUCCCAGCCCAAGCGGCUACACGUCUCCAACAUCCCUUUCAGGUUCCGGGAUCCCGACCUCCGACAAAUGUUUGGCCAAUUUGGUAAAAUCUUAGAUGUUGAAAUUAUUUUUAAUGAGCGAGGCUCAAAGGGAUUUGGUUUCGUAACUUUCGAAAAUAGUGCCGAUGCGGACAGGGCGAGGGAGAAAUUACACGGCACCGUGGUAGAGGGCCGUAAAAUCGAGGUAAAUAAUGCUACAGCUCGUGUAAUGACAAAUAAAAAGACUGUCAACCCUUAUACAAACGGCUGGAAAUUGAAUCCAGUCGUGGGUGCAGUCUACAGUCCCGAAUUCUAUGCAGGCACCGUGCUGUUGUGCCAGGCAAGCCAGGAAGGAUCUUCCAUGUACAGCGCCCCCAGUUCACUUGUAUAUACUUCCGCAAUGCCCGGCUUCCCGUAUCCAGCCGCCACCGCCGCGGCCGCCUACCGAGGGGCGCACCUGCGAGGCCGCGGGCGCACCGUGUACAACACCUUCCGGGCUGCAGCGCCCCCGCCGCCAAUCCCGGCCUACGGCGGAGUAGUGUAUCAAGAGCCUGUGUAUGGCAAUAAAUUGCUGCAGGGUGGUUACGCUGCCUACCGCUACGCCCAGCCUACCCCUGCCACAGCUGCUGCCUACAGUGACAGUUACGGACGAGUUUAUGCUGCCGACCCCUACCACCACACACUUGCUCCAGCCCCCACCUACAGCGUUGGUGCCAUGAAUGCUUUUGCACCCUUGACUGAUGCCAAGACUAGGAGCCAUGCUGAUGAUGUGGGUCUCGUUCUUUCUUCAUUGCAGGCUAGUAUAUACCGAGGGGGAUACAACCGUUUUGCUCCAUACUAAAUGACAAAACCCAUUAAAACCUUCCAAUGUGGGGAGAAAGGAAGCUUUCUGAGGCCUGGGUAACGCAAUACAUGCAGUAGUGCAUCAUUUUAGCCACUCUAAACAAUUAAAAAGAGGGGAAAAAAAUGACAUUUUUUAUCUUAUACCUCAGAUAUUUUGUUCUGUGUAUUUUAAUAUUGUGGGUCUUUCAUUUCUGAAGGUUUCGUAGUUCGGUCGCCGGCUGUAGGAGUUUUUGUGGUUGACCUAGAGAGAUGCUCGCUAUGAAAUAAAAACUGGUUUAGGGCUGUGGCUAGAGUGCUAACUCAUGUCAGAUGAAUCACCUGUGCUGACUGUUAAGCUACUGGGGUUAUCCGCUGUUUGGGAAGAGCUCAAGUGACGACAGUAGUCAUUUUUUUCUGCAUCUGCAUUAUUUUGUUUUACAAAAGGGGGAAGGGCAGGAGGGAUGCGCACGGAUUUGGCCAAGAAAGAAAAAGCAGAUGGUAACAGAUGAAUCUAAACGACCCACUGCACCAACAAUCAUAUGUCCGCGGUUCUAAGUUACUCACUGGCAGUUCAGGCCAAAGGUUACGGGGUUCAGGGGGCCUGGGUGACCGCCCGUAGCACGUAGUCAUCCAAGUUGAACGAAGCUGUGCAAACGCACCCUUUAAACCAUUCCGCCCGGCAGUAUUCAGCUUCUUAACCAGCCGCUAGUUAUUCAGGCAAAAAACUGCUAGUUAGGCCAUCAAACAAGCAUUCUUUUUAUAUUUCUUCCAGUCUAAUAAAUUAUUGAUAUCAUUGCUGACUUUUAUAUUAUGGGAGGGAAAAAAAUAAUAAUAACAUUAAUAAAAAGGUGAUAAAAAGCACUGUUUCUAUUUUUUUCUUUUUUUCCAAAAAAAAGAAAGUAAUAAAAACUUAAAUUCUUUGUACCAGUUAAAAAAAAAUGUAUAAAAUUUACAUCUGUGCAGUGGAGUUAAGUUCUAGAAACAGUCUCUGAAGCUUUAGUUUUAGCCUAGUCAAAAACCUGUUAGAGACAGAUGUAUAAUUUUUAUGGAAUUACAUGAUAAUCAUAUUCGGAUUUAUAGAAGCAUUUUACAAGUAUUGCAAUCAUUGAGUAGAGAUAAUCACGGUAUUUUCAUCAGCUUGGUACUUUUUGAAACAUGACUGUGUUGUGUGAGCAAUCUGCAAUUUUUCAGUCCGUGAGAGCCUGCCCUCCUAAUUCUCCCCGGAUCCCAGGGAUUAUUUCGAACCAGUAUCUUUAGUUCUGUCUCCAAGGCCCAGGACACUUGUCAGAAGGAAACAAAAGAGGAGGUGCACCCAUUCCGACCCCAAAGAACAAAGUCCCCCCCACCUCGGAAGCAGGGCCAGAGUGACACAGCCGAAAAAUUGCAGUUUGUCUGAACUUCUUCUGUUUGAACUCUUUCCACGUUGUCCUGUUUACAAGUUAACCUAAGUUGGGGUAUCUGUCGCGGGUCUUCCUGUUUUUGUAUUUAAAUAAAGAAACAGCAGCCAGCCGCCCCCAGUAGUUCUGCUGCCAUAGUUAGACCUCUAUGUGUGCAGUGCGGGCUCUGUGGCACACACUUUAGUACGUGAUCCGCUCACUGCUGUGGGCCUGCCAAUCCGCUGUAACAACUCUGCUUUCAAACAAAACCAAACAAAACCUAAAAAAAAAAAAAAAGUGUCUGUGGUCCAGCUUUCUCUUGUCAUCUUACGUGCAUGCAAGUAAGAUCAGUUGGAUAAUUAAACCAUCAAUAAAGUUUCACCAGAUUCGAAAACCAAGUUUCUGUAGCUUCGGUAUCUAAGACAGAUAAUCAUUAUCAAGAAAGGGAAGGGGGGAAACCCCGCCUAGCAGCCAAAAGCCUAAAAAAAAGUUCUUUUCACUGGAAUGACAUGGGUGGGGAAGGGGUGGGGUGGAGGGGGUGUUUUAUCGCAUCACUAAGACGUUCUCAUCCCCCACCCCCAACCCACCUGAAAACGAUGUUCUGGCAAUGGAUGCCUGGUUGACGUUUUUUUAAAGAAAACAACUUCUUAAAACGUUAAGGCAUCCUGCCCCAGAGGCCAGAACAGUAGAAAGAACAGGGGGGCUUGGGAGAACAAAUAGCUUUCUCCCAACUGCCUUGGAUUUCAAAAUCCAGAUUUUGCAUUGUAUUUGAAAUCAGAAACAUAGAAUUCUUACCGUGUUGGUUCAAGUAAAAUUAAUUUGCAGUUUUGAUUUUCAUCAAUGAGCUGUACUUUUCCCCCAUGAUUGUAUGUAGUUUUAAUAAAAUCAUUUAGAGCAAGUGGGUGCCAAAUGAUGUUGCCGAAUCUUUGUCUAGGCACUCUUCCAAGAUGCCAAUAAGUCAUUUUAAAAUGUAUGUCAGAGAUGUAAACAAACAUUUUGGAUUUUUUUAAGACAGUAUUUAUUUGGAAUGUUUUCAUUUAUCUAAAUAACUAUUGCUAUUAUGAAUUAUGGAAAAAAAAAGAUUAAUAUCAUGUGUGGCAUAUAGUGACUUCUUAACACACACAUCAUGCAAUCGCAAACCCAGAAAAUGUGUAUAUCUGUCUUUAGAAAUUAGUGUUUAUAUCACUUACAGUGGUUUGUGAAUAAAGAAAACUGGUUUGUAAUAUCAAAAAAUAAAAGCUUAGUCUGAAAAGGUC